CGCCUGGUGGGAACGCGGAACAAACGGCAACCCUGCUGCUUUGUCCGUGUACUAGCAUAGCAUUAUAUUAAGUGGCAGCAGUUUGCACUUAGCAGUCGGACGGUGUAGAGCAGAUGGUCUCACUCUCAGGCCUGAGAGGACAAACAACCCAUAUUUUUCCUGCAUUGAGUAAAAGCUACUAUUCCAAGAUGGUGGAUAACUUGAAGAAAGUGCUGGAGUCUGUAGCUGCAAUAAGCACUGUCAAGCAGGCUACAAUUACUAGUAUAAGGGAAAACUCCUCUGGUAAAGAGGAUGUUGGAGUUGAGAUACAGUGGAGCUGUUUCAACUUGGCUGGCUCAGAAUAUACCCAUAAUCUGUCUAAUUACAUUGUUCAAGAUGGCAGGAUUAUGUCCUACCAUCCUGCCCCACUAAGCAAGAAUGUAUUAUUGCGGCAGACAAGUAACUCAGGCAGAAUGACUGCUUGUGUCAUGACAUCAGAUAAAGACAAAGAGAAAGAGCAUAUGAUGGUAAUGAAGACAGAUGGAUUUAUGACCACAAUUGACCUCAAAGAAAUCGAUAAACAUGGAAAGGUGUAUGCAGAUGAGGAAUUCUCCUGCUUGGAGUGGUCACCAGAUGAGACAACACUUGUUUAUGUUGCUGAGAAGAAACAGCCCAAGCCCACCAGUUUCUUUGCUUCAUUCAAAGAGGGAAGUGAAGAUGGAAGAGGCCAAGAGUUUCUUUACAGGAAUGAUUGGGGGGAGCAGAUGAAAGGAAAACACCAGGGUGUUGUGUGCUUCCUUAAUGUGAGCACUAAAGAACUUAGGUGCCAUGAGCUGCCUGACAACCUGUGUCCAGCCCAGAUGGUGUGGACGGCUGAUGGCACUGGAGUAUUUGGAGUUGCUUUUGAAAGUCAACCAUUUCGUCUUGGCUUGGUGUAUUGCCACAACAGAAUGUCCAAGCUCUUCCAUAUGGAUAUGAAUGGAACUUUCACUGUAAUUUCAGAGGGCUGCAGUAAUGUUCGAACUCCACGUGUCAGCCCCGAUGGGAAAAAAAUAGCAUUCUUACGAUCGAAAGUUGGAGGGCCACAUGCAAAAUGUUCCCAGCUGUGUUUGUUGUCAUGGCCUUCAAAGCAGGAACGGAUAGUUGUAGAUGUCGUUGAACGUGAGAAGCGUAUUCAUGAUGACCAUUUGUUCUUUGGCAUCUAUACUUUCUCCGGCCUUCCACGAAGAUGCUGGCUCAAGGACAGUGAGCGGCUUGUGAUUUCAACAGUCUCACACUCUGAUAUUAUAUCUUGUGUUAUACAUACAACUGAUGGUACAAUUGUGGAAAUGCCACAUGUAGGAAGUCAUGUGGUCACUGAUGUGUUUGAUGACUACUUACUGGUAAACUUCUCCACCCUUGCUCAUCCCAACCAAAUUUUGUUGGGCUGUGUUCCUAGCAAAGGUCAAGAGGACUGUAUUAAAAUGAAUCAGGUAACUCCUACUCGAGAGAUUCCAAAUGUAUCAAGUUUAGAGUACAGUGUUUGGGAGUUUGUAAAUGAUACUCCACAUCCUAAUCCCAAGUAUUCUGAUAUCUCCAUUUCUCUUCUAUAUUAUGGUCCAGUGUCAAAUACAAAAGGUGCUUCAAAAAGACCACUCAUAUGCUGGCCUCAUGGAGGACCCCAUAGCAGUUCUAUCAAUUCAUAUUCUAUGGCUGCAACAUUCUUUGUUGCUCUUGGAUACUCAGUUGUCUUUGUGAAUUAUCGGGGGUCUAUUGGCUUUGGACAAGAUGGUGUAGACUCCCUGCCUGGCAAUUGUGGACUGACAGAUGUGGAUGAUGUCCACAAAGCUACCCUAAAUUGUUUAAAGAGAUUUUCAGAAGUUCUUGAUGAAUCCAAAGUUUUUCUUGUUGGUGGAUCACAUGGAGGCUUCCUGGUCACCCACCUAGCAGCCCAGUAUCCAGACUUCUACAAAGCUGUGGCAGCCAGAAAUGCAGUGAUUGACAUAUCUGCAAUGCCAGCGGUAUCUGACAUACCUGAUUGGUCCUUUGUUGAAAGUGGAUUCACAUAUGAACAUGAUAAGAUCCCAGAUGGUGCCACACUCAGCAGGAUGCUGGAGAUAUCUCCCAUAAGCCGAAUUGACAGCAUCAAGGCUCCAAUAUUGCUACUUGUGGGGAAGAAUGAUGCUCGAGUGCCUCCAUCACAGAGUUUGUACUUUCAUCGCUUGUUGCUUGCUCGAGGAGUUGAGACAAAACUUCAUUUAUAUGAUGACUGCCACCCCCCUUCGCAAGGUGGAAGUGGAAGCUGAUUGUUUAAUUCACAUAGCUCUCUGGCUUGGAAAACAUUGGACUGAGGCCACAGAGUAGCUGUAAACACGGAAAACUUCCUUCAGAAGCAGAAAUAGACAUUUAAAGAAAAGAAAUAGCAUAUGUCACAUCCUAAUGGGUAAAGGAGGCAAGUAAAAAAAUAAAUAAAUAAAUAUAUAAAUUAUAUAUAUAUAUAUAUAUAUAUAUAUAUAUAUAUAUAUAUAUAUAUAUAUAUAUAUAUAUAUAUAUAUAUAUAUAUAUAUACACACACACACACACACACACACACACACACACACACACACACACACACACACAGUGGAACCUUGGUUUUCGAACUUAAUUAAUUCCUGAAUGCUGUUCAGAGUCUGAAAUGUUUGAAAACCGAAACUAUUUUGCUCAUAGGAAUCAAUGUAAAAUAGAUUAAUCUGUUCUCAGACACCCGUCCACUGUGUCUUAUUGGGUAAUGACCGAUGUUCCCACUGCUAAGAUGGCUGCUCCACAACAUCUCCAGCUUAGAAAUUUUUUUUUUUUCAGAAAAGAUAUAUUGAAUGUACUUAGUGACAGAACUCAUCAAAGGAUAUUGUUUAGACAGUGGAGGCAUUCUCUUUGUCACUGAUCAAGUGAGGGAAGCCUUACAGAGUGACACAGAGAGGAGCAACCCACUAUGCCAAAAUGAAGGGGAUCAUAACACAUAGACAUUUUGCUGCUAGGAAAAGCUACUGGGAAAAUGCAGUUGUGCUGUAGUGAUGGUUUUGUGGGUCAUGGAGAGAGCCACAAGAGGCUUGGGAUUACUUCUGAGCAGUGAACCUUGUUUGUUUACAUCAAGGUUCUUCAGUGGGAUCACAUUUAACUUAUUUCAAAGAUUGAAAUACUGUCUUACCCUCUGUGUCUUCUCCAAAUAUAUAAAAAAUGAAGGAGAUAUUUAUAGAAACUAUAAAUUAGUAAUAAAUGGCAGCUUUUGUAGUAUUUGAAAUCAAAUAACUUUAUUUGAAAACUGAAUUAUGGUACAGCAACCAAAGCAGUUACAAAUUAAAAUUUUUGUUUGAAGACCGAGUUAUUCAGAAAGGGAGAUGUUCAGUAAAUGAGGUUCCAUUGUGUGUGUAUAUAUAUAUAUAUAUAUAUAUAUAUAUAUAUAUAUAUAUAUAUAUAUAUAUAUAUAUAUAUAUAUAUAAUCUGUGUGGAAUCCUACAUAUUUUCAGGAAAAAAAACUUGUAUACAAAUAUUGCCCAACUUACCAGCAAGAUCCAUACCAAGAUGCUGUUUGUAAGUCUGUAAUUUAUACUACAGUAUACAGUUUUUAUGAUGUAUGUUCUGGUUACAGACAGCUGAAAAUUUGGACAUACCAAUGUAAACAAUAUUUCUGUGGUACUUUGAACAACCUUCAAGUACAUGAAAUAAAGUUUUUAUAGUAACAAAAAUAAGCUCUUUAAUUUUACUUGGGAAGGGUUCAUGCAUACUGCAUGAGCUCAUUUGGGCACGUACAAUGAUUUAUGAUACUGCUAUUGUUCAUGACUCCUGUCUCCCACUCCUACUGCUGUCACUCGGUGGACAUGCAAAUUAUUCGUAUGUGCUAAUUUUGAACUUUGAGAACUUUGUUCAUAUGUACUGAAAGUCUGUAACUCAAAUGUUCAUAAUUAAGGAACUAUCUGUAUAUAUGUACUGUUUAUGAUUAUCGUGGUCAGGUUUUAAUAAUGUUGCCACUACCUUCUGAUCUUAAAAGAUUGAGGGAUGACGAAAACCUCA
Scylla paramamosain (green mud crab) is the source of this 4008-nucleotide messenger RNA. RefSeq names its product acylamino-acid-releasing enzyme-like. The record is from RefSeq and is a predicted model, not a curated record. The transcript has 17 exons. Gene Ontology annotation, biological process: proteolysis. Lineage: Eukaryota; Metazoa; Arthropoda; Malacostraca; Decapoda; Portunidae. Gene Ontology annotation, molecular function: serine-type endopeptidase activity. The coding region runs from base 114 to 2264 and encodes 716 amino acids.